GUACACCAGUGAGAAGGUACCACCUUUCUUUUAUUUUCACUGCCAUGCUCAGCGAAAAAGCAAAGGGAAAACAGCGAGCCGUAGAAUUAGGACCAGCAGCAACACUUCCCGCCGCUGAAGAGGCUCGCGACCUGACCAUACGUUUCACUGAAGGUAUACCUGAUCUUGUUCUGAAAGUCUCUGCAAAGGAUACCAUUCGAGACGUGAAGAAAAAUAUUGCAGACGCUAGACCUCAACUGCAAGACCGCCGAUUGAGGCUCAUCCAUGCUGGACGACUGCUGACGGAUGGCACAUUACUAUAUUCCUGGUUAACGACGCUAGAGGAAAGGCAGAAUCGUGCUAAUUUGGGUGAUACAAAUAAUGCAGGAGGGGCGGCUCCAGCAAACAGUUUUACUACAUGGUUGCAUUGUUCCGUUGGUCCUAUAGUCGAACCUGGAACUGAAACUGAAGAGAAGCUGCAGACAGCACAACUACAACCACUAAGAGGCUUUGACCGCUUGUCAACAGCGGGAUUCUCACAAGAGGAUAUUGCAAACUUUCGGCGUCAAUUUCAUAGCCACUCCUCGUCGAAUUUCCUCGACGUUGACUUUCAAUCCGAAGAGGAGUACGACGAGCAUGCGCGAGCUCUUGAAGAACAGUGGAUCGAUUCAAUGGACAAUGCUGGGACAGCGUCUCUGUCUGAUUCUUCCUCAUCUCAGUCUUUGAUAUUGAAAGGCAUCAUUCUUGGCUUUUUCUUUCCAAUUAUACCCUUUUUCUUUUUACGUGAUGAACCAAAGCCUGCCGUGUUUUGGGAGGACGGAAGUGAACAGGACGCUACGGAAAGUGUCGUAUUUUCACGGAGAAUGCAAAUAGGUAUCAUGGCUGGCUUUGUGGUCAACGUCUUAUUUGGAAUGUGGAGAUACCUUUUGGAUACUAACUAGACAUUGCAUUGUUGUCACGUAUCGAUGCAUAUAUUAUAUUUCAGACUUGGACAACUGUUACCGGUGUCUUCUGCUUUGGAUCGGCAUGAGGUGUGACCUCGUUUGUGUGUUGCUCAUUCAUGACUGCUUCUGGCAUGAGGCAUCGAGCUUUGGGAUUCGAAAUACGUUAGUUGUUGUAGUUGCCAGGCUGUGCUCUUAUUCUGCCUCCACUCGCUCCCACCUUAUUAGGCUUU
Messenger RNA from Serpula lacrymans var. lacrymans S7.9, 1153 nucleotides. RefSeq lists its product as uncharacterized. Bases 45 to 920 code for a protein of 291 amino acids. The transcript has 5 exons. Gene Ontology annotation, molecular function: protein binding. Lineage: Eukaryota; Fungi; Basidiomycota; Agaricomycetes; Boletales; Serpulaceae. Gene Ontology annotation, biological process: protein processing. The record is from RefSeq and is a predicted model, not a curated record. Gene Ontology annotation, cellular component: endoplasmic reticulum; Dsc E3 ubiquitin ligase complex.